Messenger RNA from Microplitis mediator, 3969 nucleotides. RefSeq lists its product as uncharacterized. Bases 505 to 2937 code for a protein of 810 amino acids. The transcript has 6 exons. NCBI's taxonomy places the organism in Eukaryota, Metazoa, Arthropoda, Insecta, Hymenoptera, Braconidae. The record is from RefSeq and is a predicted model, not a curated record.
UGGGAAUUAAAAUAAUCAUUUUUUAAAAACCGUAGUCAGUUUAAUUUUCAAAUUUAAAUUCAAUUGAUCUUCAAAUAAAUUAACAUAAUUUCUCUCAUUAAUUUUAAUUUACAAAAUGUGAAUUUCCUGAAGAUGACAGUUGAUGUCGCCAGCAGAGUGAAAAAUAAUUGCCGAGACCCAAAGAGGAGGAUGUGUGUUAUGUUUUCGCGUAAUAACAGUGUCAUAUAUAUUCGCAUAUAUAUUAAAUAUCUUAAACUCGUCAGUGAAACAUGAAAAACUGGAGGUUAUGUAGUUGAAAUUUUUUAUUUUAUGUUUGUGAAUAUUGCAAGAUGAAUAUUAUUUUUUUAUAACAAAUUAAUCCAUUUGACAGAGAUACUGAUGACCGUCAUGCUGGUUGCUUAAAAAAGUUUUGAUUUUAAAAAAAAUGAUACGUGACUGGAACUGGUGGAGAUAGUUUCCAUUAUUGUUAUUAUUCAGGGGUAAUAUAUUUUUAUCAACAAGUUGAUGAUGACGACUAUGUACGAUGAGUUCUAUGAGCAGAGCGCCUGGUGUUACUGGGUCGUUUCUGUUGCCACAUUGUUGUCUUUUGUUGGAUUUAUUGUCGCUUGUAUAUGCAGCUGCAGACACGGUGAAAACAAGAGCGAGUUUCUGGGCCUUCCCGGUAUGGUAACAAUCACCCAUGCUGAUAAUGAUGAUUACGAUGGGCAGCCAACAUUUUCGGAUAUCACACCAGUUGUCACCCAAGACAUUGUGGACGGUGGAAAAAGGUGCCAAGCCCAUGAUCUGGCAUGGCAGCAUGAUCCCUUGACGAGCGGUGCCAACAGAAGUCUACCGGACAUACCCAAAGAUCGUAACGUCGGGAAUGAUGAGAAUGGAAUCGGUUCGACGCCUCAAGAUGUAAUUUAUGAAGCCACGGAAAUAAUGAAUGACUCGUCUGAGUUGUAUGCAACAGUGCGCGAUAAAAAUCCUAAGCGCGAUAAUGAACGCGGAACGCGUACGAGCUCACAAGAAUCAUCAUCGCUGCAAGAAGAUGACAGCGUGUCACCUUAUGCGAGAUUGAACACACUAAAUUCGACGACAGAUGAACAUCCGUACGCACAAGUUCAGAGUGUCCAAAAGUCCGAAGUAAAUCGUCAGAAUAGUUUCAGAAAUCCUAGUCAGAUGACGGAUAAUGUCGCUUGCACAUCGACCAGCCAGCCGACAAAUCCAGUGGCACCUCCCAGAACACGGAGAUCAUCGUCACAUAAUUCAUUGCUCAACACUGAGGUAACAACCUGUGACAUUCAAGCGGCUAAUGCUAUUACUGGGGGCGUGCAAGCAAACCAAGACUUGCCUUAUAUGACUCCGCCAUUAUUGAUGCCUUUACCGCGGCCUCCGCAGCCUCAACACAAUGGACCACCUCAGCACUUUAGUGGGGAUUCACAAGAUUCUAAUAAAGGAUACACCAGUAUCAGCGUACGCGAACCUCUGGCAAAUAUAAUUGCUCAAACAAAAGCUGCGCAUCAAAAUCGACAGACUUCCCAUAGACCUGUUCAAGACUCGCACUAUGCUACGGUGUCUGAUGAUUCGGAUGAAAUGUAUGCGGCGAUUGAUGAACAGGAAAAAAUUUACACAAGUGGUAGUGAAACUUAUGCACAAAUUCAACCGAUGAUCUGUGAACAAAGUCGAGUUGUAGUACAUGGAGAACCUCAAUUGCUUCAUCAACCGGCUCCGAGAAUAAUACCAGAGGAAUCUGCCGUAUUUUCUGCACCCCAGCCACCCAGUGUUGAUAGUCUUCGGCACGUUGCACACGCACAUUCCCGUCAGGCAUCGUCUUCCAGUGCAACGAGUUCGAUAGCUAAUCCAGGAUCCCCGAAACCUGAAAAACGACAGGCUAACUCGCCGUUACCACCACCUCCGCCGCCUUUACCUUCAGGUUCUACUGAAGGGAAUACAGACGUGUAUGCUUGUGUUGAUAAACAACACAAGAAACCAGAGGAUCAUCAACCUCCGACCAGUCAUUCGAGUCUCCUUCCCGGUAAAUCUGUUGAAGACAUGUACGCUAAAGUGCUGAAGAAGAAACGUGACUCUGAAGAAGAGUAUUUGGGAUCCAAUGCGCCAGUAAACGACGCUCAGAUUCCAGGAAAGAAACUUAAUCUCGUAGAGAUCAGUCGAGCCUCGUGGUCAAGUCACGAUUCCGUUGAAAUAAACAAACGAGAACCAGAGAUACGGGUCUCAGUUCCUCCGGAUAUUCUUAAUCUCGAGUCGGCUAUUGAGUUCAGUGCAGUCGCGAGAAAAUACGAAUUAGAUCGCGUGACUCCUGAUCAUGUAUUCGAGCCUAUGAAUACACAGAGGACAAUAAAUUCAGUUAGUGAACCCAACGAUCCUAAUUACGAGAUGCUACGGCCUCCGUACUCACGAACAGAGGACUCGAAAUUACUGAGCUCUCAGCCGUCUACCAGCAUGAGAAACGGUAUCGACGUGCUGUCCUUUUACUCUGUACCUUUUAAGCAUCGCCAGGUGAGCAAUGCCAGCAGUGAGGACCCUGGCUACGAGAAAGUAAGACUUCGUCGGCGUAUCGACAUUGACGGAGACACCGACUCCGAGCCAAAUUACGAGAGUAUGCCUCAUGAUCACAGCGAGCCUAAUUACGCGUCUGUUUGCCGUCCAGGUGACAGCGACACUGAUCCAAAUUACGAAUCCGUGCACAACAGUGAUCCUAAUUACGAGAGUGUUAGAUAUAUGAGUGUUACUAAUAAAAAAAAUUCCGACCCACCGUACGAACAAGUCAAUUCAUAUCUCGAAACCCGAUUGAAUGUCGACGGGUAUGAGAAAGUCAAGUCCAAGGAAAUUGACGACCCGAACUAUGAGAAAAUUAAUAACACGAGGGAAAGAGAAAGAGAAAGAGAUAAUUUUAAAAAUACUGAUACCGAUGACGAACAGUACGUUCAAGUUUAAAUUAUUUAUUUAUCGGAGGAUUAUUAUUAUUAUUGUAGUAAGGACGUCUUAUAGUACAAGGAAAUUAACUUUAUAAUUGAUAAUUUUUUACAUUUAUAUAUUAUAAUAUAAUAUAUUUAAAAUAUAUAUUAGAGUUAAAAUGCGGGUCGAUAAAUCAAAGAUUUAUCAGUGAUUCGUACUAUGAAUAACAAAAUUAUUUUUUUUUUACGUCUUUGCCAUUAAUGUUUAUAUUUGUCGACUAAUUAUUAUUAUUUCAAAUAUUGCGUUUAAUUAACUGAUUAAUUUUUAUGCUAUGAUUUAAAUAACAAAACGCCGCAAAUAAUUGAAAUACUAAUCGGAAAAAAAAUUUUAAAUAGUUAUGACGUAUGUUAACUCAGAUAAGACUGAUAAAGACUUGAAGUGAUAAAUCAUCAAGUGUACGAUCAAGUUAUUAACACAACGAACAGAUUAAUGAUACUAAAUCAAUCAUUGAAAAAAUAUAUAAGACUUAAAUUUAUAAGAUUCGUCUAAAAAUGUUUAUAAAGAAAUUUUUAAAAUAAACAGACCGACGAUUAAAAAUUUUUUCAAUUUACUAAAUUUUGUAAAUAUAUAUAUUGAUAUUCUUUUAUUUAAAAUUUUAUGUAAAACUUUUCGGUGUAGUAUCAUUUGAUAAUUAAUAAUUAUUUAUUUAUUUUAAUUCAUUCCAUUUAAAUAUUUUAAAUAUAUAAUUUUAUAUUUAAAUCGUUGAUUACUUUUUUUAUAAUGCGAAAAAAAAAUUUAUUUUUUUAAAUUUUCAUAAUUGACUGCUCACUGAAGUUAAAUAUAUGAGCUUAUUAUAUUAUAUAAUGAUUAUAUAUAAAUAUGAGGCCAUAUGGAUGUCACCAGUGCAAUCUCUACAACAAAAAAAUUAGAGAAUUUUUAUAAAAAAAUUAUUUUGUGUAAUUAAAUAAUUGAUACUCGCGUAUGUGUACAGAGACAAAAUUUUUAUAUAAAUUCAUUUUGUACGUAAAAAAUAAUUGUGCAUGUCAUUUAUAUAUUAUUGUAAUAAAAUAA